AUGUUUUCCCUAUUGCCAGACCUGGCCGUGGUAGCAUACCAGCGGGUACCAGUAUUCCAGCACGUUAUUGCGGUGGCCGUGCCCGUGCUACUGCUUCAGCUGCCCCCGGUUUUCUGGAGAAAAUACGUUGCGGUCGUAGUGUUGACUGUCGUUUACUAUGCUCUCUCCCUUAUCCAAUUGGACCUGCAUCCAGCAUUGCUGUACUUCCAGUCAGCCAGUCUCGUCGUGGCGUACGCGCUGUUCCUCGAUCUGUUUUUGGUCAGCGAGUUCCCAGACAAGACAGACCACCAGCCAAAUAAAGAGUCCCUCAGAUACGUGACAGAACUUAAGGCGUUCUCCUGGGAGAAACUCGACUGGGCCCUCCGACGGUGCUCGUACGUGGUCAGGGGCACCGGCUGGACCAUAUCGGCCAGAUCAAAACCGACAUCCGGACCAACCUUCACCUCCAAAUCAAAGCUCAUUGCUCACAUCCUCAAACCGUAUUUGUGGCAAUUGGCUGUGUGUGCCUGUUGCAAACAGUACCUCUCGUCGUUCCAGUACGUUCGUCAUUUCGGUCGCGACCCAGACUUCCCGUCCAUUCUCCACGAAACCACAGACCCGGUGCGGCUGUUGCUGGCAUGCGCGUGCAUGGCAUUCCAAACGUACCUGGCGAUCGGGUUCUUCUGCAACACGGCCAUUGUCGCGGCCUUGCUCGUGGGACUGUACGGCCCCGAGGAGUACGCUCCGAUCUUUGAUAUUGGCCACUUUUUCAAAGACCCGUCGUUGCACGCCUUCUGGAGCCAGGUGUGGCACCAGCUACUGUUCCGCAACUACAGUCUCUGUCGUGGCAUGACAGACAGACUGUUUGGGAAAAACUGCUUGGGUAAAUUUGUUGCAAUCGGCCUCACGUUCGCUUUAGGUGGCCUCAGUCAUUGGUUCGGCAACUCCAAAUUGGCAUGGUAUAGGGAAACCAACGAUCCUGCAUACAGAACGUUCUUGGUCUUCAUCUAUUUCUUCGCCACUCUCGCCCUAGAGACCGGCUGGAACCGGUUAUUCGCAUCCCAGAUCUCCUGGCUACCAAAACCAGUGCGCAAAGCAUGCUCGAUUGUUUGGUUUCUGGCAGUUCAGAUCCCGGCAAUGUUCGUGAUAUACCACGACGUUCUCCGUGGAGGACUGCUCGGCGGUGAAAAGCUAACGUGGCAGUCACUUCUGGAUCAGAUGAACGAAGAAGUGGAUCGUUUCAGGAAAUGA
Ogataea philodendri is the source of this 1230-nucleotide messenger RNA. RefSeq lists its product as uncharacterized. The transcript has a single exon. NCBI's taxonomy places the organism in Eukaryota, Fungi, Ascomycota, Pichiomycetes, Pichiales, Pichiaceae. The record is from RefSeq and is a predicted model, not a curated record. Bases 1 to 1230 code for a protein of 409 amino acids. Gene Ontology annotation, biological process: lipid metabolic process.